AUGUGGAAUUUCAGCAAUCUUCCAGACAUGCUCCAGCAGAUGAGGAACUCCUCUGUGGCAUCUGCAUGUUACAUGCAAGCCUUUGUGGCUCCUCUGUGCUGGGCGACCUUGACCACACAGAGUGAAAACAUGACUUCAGACGAGUACGACACACUGCUAUCGGCUGCCAAACCUGCGCUGCAGAAUAUGCCUUUUUCUAGAAUGAACCUUCCCACUGAUGGAGGAAAGUGCCAAAACCUGACAAAGAUGAUGGACAUGCUGAAGGAUGUGUAUGGUUACAUGUCUAAAGACCAAAGGACUCAGGUGAAUGUGACUAGUAACAGCCUCAUUUACUUGUUAGGGCUGAAGAAGAGCUGCACACCUUCACUGAAAUGGCUGAACUUGGAGGCGUUGACCAUGAUGGGACCGUACGUCUCCCGUUUAGCACCAAGAGACGUGGAUUCUUCUCCCAAAGAACAGCUGUGUGAAUUUUUCCACUCAGGCCAUUUUGCAUCUGCUAUGAAUAUGACCUCUAAAAUCAAUCCAAGCCUGGGCAAGAAGUUUCUUCAAAGAUUUCAAGAGUGCUUCAGUGGAAAUCAGGAGUUUGCUGAGAAUGUGGACAAGCUCGGCAUACUGGCCUGUCAUUAUUCCACCACUCCAGACUUGCCUCCUGACAUCAGCAGGAAACUCCUCUCUGAGCUUAAGGAAUGCGAUGACUUCGGCAACCCCAGGAUCACACAGUGGAAGAAGCGUCUUGUCAAGUCUGUGAUGUCAAAUACAAACAGCACUGAAGCACUACCCUGGCUGGGCAAAAUGGUGGCCUCGCUGUCUCCCAAACAGCUGUCUGAGAUUCCUGCCAAAUCACUCAAAGAAUUUCUCAAAGAUCUGGGACCCACCGUCCAAUGGACAAAGGGCCAGCAACGCACCCUGGUCAAGAAACUGCUUUGCGAUAAGGUGAGCCUGCAGGACUGCUGGAAGUCUGGCUCUCAUAUGCGCCCUGAGGAUCUGGUGGACCUUCAGUCCGUCGCAGGUGGUUUGCCAAGCAGUGUGCUCAAGCACGUCAAGAACAUCCCGACAGAUAAAGAGGGCCUGAAGAACAUGUCCAUGCGGAUGUCGAAGGGGCAGCUGAUGGCCGUGCUGCAGGGGCUGCUUGGACAAAUGGUUCCCGCAGAGCUGGUGCAGAAGUUGUUUGGCCGUUUGCUUCGCAGGCUUCCUCUAAACAAGCUGGACAAAGCUAACAUCUUUACCUUCACCUCUUUGGACCAAGUGGUGGUUAAAAUGUGGUCUCGGCCACAGGCAGCUUUCCUGGCAAAACAGAUGCAUGAUAAACAGAAGCUUCAUUGGAAGCUGCGUUCAGUCCUCCAAGGAGUAACCUGUAAGAUGAUAGACGGUGUCGCGGACAAUGAGACGCAAGACAUGGCUCAGGCCAUAACAGAGACUCCACAGUGGCUCUCCAACGUGCAGGCAUGCAGGAUGUGCGGCCAGAAAGCUUUUUGCAACGAAGGAGAAAGAGAGAGCUGA
Messenger RNA from Cyclopterus lumpus (lumpfish), 1500 nucleotides. RefSeq lists its product as uncharacterized. Gene Ontology annotation, biological process: cell-matrix adhesion. Gene Ontology annotation, cellular component: cell surface. The coding region runs from base 1 to 1500 and encodes 499 amino acids. The transcript has 11 exons. The record is from RefSeq and is a predicted model, not a curated record. NCBI's taxonomy places the organism in Eukaryota, Metazoa, Chordata, Actinopteri, Perciformes, Cyclopteridae.